Porites evermanni is the source of this 333-nucleotide messenger RNA. The record is from the annotation of a GenBank genome assembly. NCBI's taxonomy places the organism in Eukaryota, Metazoa, Cnidaria, Anthozoa, Scleractinia, Poritidae.
AUGCCAUCCUCUGGAAGAUUAGCCGCUGUGAAGCUGGUCCGUCUAUAUGGCUACGUGUCCUGCAAGACAUCAGUGGGUGUUGACAAUUGGACUUACUGGGGCUGUGGUUAUUCUCAGGUGCAACAUAAGGUUAACGUAGUCAUAACAACGUCAACCAACCGCAUUCUUUUCCCGCCAAACCAGUUAUUAUCAAGCACGCACGGAGGUGAAGGCAAAUGGCACCAUAUAAUAGGGUACAAUUCAUGGUCCCAGAGCUUGUCUUGUCAGUUUUCUCUCAUCCUCACUGGAUCUCUUACCUUCAGCAGUUACGUGUGUGGUAUGGCGAAGACUUGA